AUGCCCAGUGCGUCAACGCAGCGUGAUAGUAAUAGCCAAGGGUUCAAUCCAUCACAUGCUGAGUAUACGUGUUGCUUCCAGCAACUUCAUGCUAAUACAGGAUCAGCGAUAAUCGCUGCUUUUCAUAUUCUGGUCUCAUCGGCUGUACUAUCAUGGGUAAUUCGAUCAUUGGCAAAUGGAGGCAAAUCUCAGAUUGAAGCCGGAUUUGAAAUUAUUUUCGCUGCCACAGCACUCACUGUGUCGGUAGCCCUGAUUGCUGGUCUACGAUGUGAGAAUCGGCGUGUCAUUAUCACCUAUAUCGCUGCUCAAGUAGUUGCCAUAAGCCUUCUGUUUAUACUUUUCCUUGCCUUAAUCAUGGGGUUGAAGGCGGGGAUUCUCGACGAUCCUGAUCAUGACGGUUACAAAACUAUAGAGGAAGAGAUGCUGAUUGUCGUCGAAAUCCUUUGCUCGUUGGCUGUUGUGGCCUUGGAGGUCUGGUUUCUGACCGUCGUUAUCCGCUCAUAUCAUUUUAUCACCAAUAAACGGCACUAUAUGGGUGUUGACAGAGAAGAGCACGUCUAA
Haemonchus placei is the source of this 561-nucleotide messenger RNA. NCBI's taxonomy places the organism in Eukaryota, Metazoa, Nematoda, Chromadorea, Rhabditida, Trichostrongylidae. The record is from the annotation of a GenBank genome assembly.